AUGGAGAAGGACUACGAUGAACCCGAGUUCGCUCCAAUCACGGGGCGAAGUGAAACUGUACUAGAAGAGCGAGAACAACAAACACUGACUCGCAUUGCCUCCAGCAAACUCGGCCAACAACUUUCAAGAUCCGCUAGCAAGAAAGGUGUCGCUCCCCACCUCGAUCCUACCAACCCCCAAUUUGAUCAUCGCCGAUGGGCGCAAAUGGUGUUGGACCAGGCCAACGACUCAGGAAUUGAUAUUCCUGACCAAGGUGUGGUCUUCUCCAAUCUAUGCGUCAGCGGUUCUGGCUCCGCCCUCCAAUACCAGGAAACCCUCACUUCCAGUUUGAAAGUGCCCUUCCGAGCUGCGACAAGAGCCUUGACUGGGCAGGCCUCACCACCAAGACAAAUUCUCCGCAACUUCGAUGGCUUACUUCAGGGAGGAGAACUUCUUCUUGUUCUGGGUCGACCCGGUAGUGGAUGUACGACAUUCCUGAAGACUAUCUGCGGACACCUUGGAGGGUUGACAGUGGAGCCCGAAAGUACACUUCACUACAAAGGAGUUGCAUUUGACCAUAUGAUCAAACAUCACCGAGGAGAAGUCGCAUACAACAAGGAGACUCUCACAUUCGCCGCCCAUGCUCGUGCGCCCCAGAAACGCUUGGAAGGUGUGACCCGGAAUGAAUACGUCGAGACACUCACUCAGGUGGUCCUGUCCGUAUUUGGAUUGUCCCACACCUACAACACCAAGGUGGGCAGCGAUUUCGUACGUGGUGUCAGUGGAGGAGAAAGAAAGCGAGUCAGUAUCGCCGAGAUGUUUCUGGCUCGCUGUCGCAUCGGAGCAUGGGACAACAGCACCCGUGGUCUAGAUGCCGCAUCCGCUCUAAAAUUUGUGAAAUCACUGCGUCUUUCAGCUGAUAUGGGAAAAUCCUGUCAUGCCAUUGCAGCCUACCAAGCAUCGCAGUCAAUGUAUGAUCUUUUCGACAAGGUGGUCCUUUUAUACGAGGGAUAUCAGAUCUACUAUGGACCCAGGGAGCGUGCAGUGUCCUAUUUCGAAGAUAUGGGCUGGGAGAGACCUGAGCGCCAAGUCAGCAGUGACUUCUUAACUGCUCUCACUAACCCAGCAGAACGCACGGCGCGGCCUGGCAUGGAGAGCAAGGUUCCCCGCACAGCGAAGGAAUUUUCCGAGCAUUGGAAAAAGAGCCCAGAGUACCAGCUCUUGCACAAGGAUAUCGCCAACUUCGAAAAGCGACAAGCCCGCCACACUCGAGCUCGCAGCCCCUUCCUGCUCUCUAUCCCUAUGCAGGUGCGGCUUUGCAUGCACAGAGCCUACCAGAGAAUGCUCCAAGAUCUCCCAACAGCCAUGGCACCGGUUAUUGUUCAGAUCGUUCUAUCUCUCAUCAUUGGAUCCAUCUUCUACAAUACCCCGGACACACCCAGUUACUUCUUUCAAAAGGGUGCAGUGAUGUACUUCGCCGUGCUUAUGAACGCCCUACUUACGAUUAAUGAAAUCCUUCAACUCUAUGCUCAGCGUCCUGUUGUCGAAAAGCAAGCCGGAUAUGCAUUUGUCCACCCGUUCACUGAAGCACUAGCCAGCCUUGUCGUCGAUCUACCGAUUAAGAUCAUACGAAUAUCAAUUUUCACCGUUGUUCUCUACUUCAUGGCAAACCUGCGCCGCGAAGCUGGAGCUUUCUUCACCCAUUACCUGUUUUUGCUCACUGCAGUCCUGGCCAUGUCUGGCCUGUUCCGCAGUAUCGGUUCAUUGACCAAAACUGUUGGGCAGGCUAUGGCGAUUGCUGGUGUGCUUGUGCUCUGUAUUGUCGUUUAUACCGGAUUUACUUUGCCACAGCCGUACAUGCAUCCGUGGCUUUCGUGGAUCCGGUGGAUCAAUCCGAUCUACUAUACCUUUGAAGGACUCGUGGCGAAUGAAUUCCACGGCCGAACAUUUGACUGUUCCUCAUUCAUCCCAAGUUAUGGAACUGGCACGUCCUUUAUCUGCUCUACUGUCGGUGCAGUCGCCGGUCAGCGAACUGUAUCGGGGGAUGCUUUCAUCGAGAAGAACUACGAGUACAAGCACUCUCAUCUAUGGCGGAACUACGGAAUUCUCAUCGCCUUUUGCAUCGCCCUCAAUGCGCUCUACUUGACUGCCACAGAAUAUAUUACUGAUGAUAAGUCAAAGGCCGAGGCCUUGGUCUUCCGGCCCGGACAUGCACCAAAGUAUCUCCAGGAAGGCCACAACAUCGAGCUUGGAAGAGAGGAGGUCAACAAGCUGGAGCUGCAGAGAACCAGUGACACCAUCCGUCUUCCUGAGCAAAAAGACAUUCUCUCAUGGAAAUCUCUCAACUACGACAUCCCCGUCAAGGAGGGCACCCGGCGACUCUUAGACAACGUCAAUGGCUGGGUUAAGCCUGGUAGUCUGACUGCCUUGAUGGGUGUUUCUGGAGCUGGAAAGACAACACUUCUUGAUGUUCUUGCGCAGAGAGUCUCCAUUGGUGUUGUAUCUGGUGAUAUCUUCGUGAACGGCAAGGGUCUAGCGGCAAAUUUCCCCCGUCGGACUGGAUACGUCCAACAACAAGAUCUUCAUCUUGACAGCACCACCGUGAGAGAAGCUUUGCGUUUCAGCGCAAUGCUUCGCCAGCCUCAAAAGGUCACCAAGCAGGAGAAGUAUGAGUAUGUGGAACAAGUCAUCCAAGUCCUAGGCAUGGAAGAUUUUGCCGAAGCGGUGGUGGGAAACCUCGGAGAGGGUCUCAACGUCGAGCAAAGGAAGCUGCUUAGUAUUGGUGUCGAACUUGCUGCCAAGCCUACCCUGCUUAUCUUCCUCGACGAGCCCACCAGCGGCCUCGACUCCCAAAGCUCUUGGACUAUUUGUCAGUUCCUCAGAAGACUUGCAGACCACGGCCAGGCUGUCCUCGCGACAAUUCACCAGCCUAGCGCACAGUUGUUCCAAACCUUUGAUCGUUUGCUCUUCCUGGCCAAGGGAGGAAAAACUGUCUACUUUGGCGACAUUGGAAGCCAAUCUGCCACUCUUCUGAAAUACUUCGAGAGCAAUGGCGCCCGACCAUGCGAACAACUCGAGAACCCCGCUGAAUACAUUCUGGAAAUGGUUGCUGGCGAUUCUUGCUCAAUAGACUGGGUUGAAGCCUGGAACAAGAGCCCAGAGUAUGAAGAGGUACAUGCUGAGGUCGAACGACUUCAUCACGCCAACAAGCCGGUUAUUCCUCGACCUUCCCUAGACGAGUCUGAGUCUGACGACGACGAUAACUCCGAGUUUGCCAUGCCACUCAGCAGCCAGUUGUACUAUGUCCUUGGACGAGUCUUCCAACAGUAUUACCGUCAGCCAGAAUACGUCUACUCCAAGUUCAUUUUGGGCAUUGUAUCUGGUCUAUUCAUCGGCUUCUCAUUCUGGAAAGCAGAUAACAGUCAACAAGGCUUCCAAAACGUGCUUUUCAGUAUUUUCCUACUGUGCACAAUCUUCAACACUCUUGUCAACCAGAUCAUGCCCAAAUUCGUCGUCCAGCGCUCCCUCUACGAAGUCCGCGAACGCCCAUCCCGCAUCUACUCCUGGAAAGUAUUCAUCUUAUCCCAGAUGCUCGUCGAGAUCCCCUUCCAAAUCUGCCUCGGCAUCUGCUCCUGGGCCUGCUUCUACUGGUCCGUCUUCGGCACCGAUCAAGACUCCGAGCGCCGCUCCCUGAUUAUGCUCUUCAUCGUCCAAUUCUACAUUUACGCCGCAAGCAUGGCACAGCUAGUCGUCUGUGCAAUCCCAGAGCCCGCACUCGCAGCUAUGCUCGCCACGCUGAUGUUCGGUCUUUCCUUUAUCUUCAACGGCGUUAUGCAACCACCUGAUGAUCUCCCACGCUUCUGGAUCUUCAUGUACCGUGUCUCGCCGUUUACAUAUUAUAUCGGCGGUAUCGGAGCUACAGCGCUCCAUGGCCGUCCGGUUGAGUGUAAUAAUGCGGAGAUGAGUAUCUUUGAUCCGCCUGCUGGUCAGACCUGCUUCCAGUAUAUGGAGAAGUUCCUCGCGACUGCGCCGGGAAAGCUUGCUAAUUACAAUGCUACAUCCGGUUGUGAGUACUGCUCUCUCAGCUCGGCAGAUCAGUAUCUCGCUGGGAGGAAGAUUGAGUGGGGUGAUCGCUGGAGAAACUAUGGAAUCUUCUGGUGCUAUUUCAUUUUCAAUGUCUUUGCUGCUAUCUCGCUCUAUUACCUCUUCCGGGUGCGGAGCUCUAAGGCUAAGACAAAGAAGGCUUAA
Penicillium crustosum is the source of this 4227-nucleotide messenger RNA. RefSeq lists its product as uncharacterized. The transcript has 3 exons. The record is from RefSeq and is a predicted model, not a curated record. Bases 1 to 4227 code for a protein of 1408 amino acids. Gene Ontology annotation, cellular component: membrane. Gene Ontology annotation, biological process: transmembrane transport. Lineage: Eukaryota; Fungi; Ascomycota; Eurotiomycetes; Eurotiales; Aspergillaceae. Gene Ontology annotation, molecular function: ABC-type transporter activity; ATP binding; ATP hydrolysis activity.